CUGUAUCCUGUAGCUAUAACCUGCUGUAUGGCUAAACAGUCAAAGAUACUAAUCUUUUUAUUUGUCUGUUUCCAUUAUUAGAUCUGACUUUCUGUUUCGUCGUGGACGUGACAAUCUGGUGGUGAUUGUAAUAGAUAUUCUGUGAGGCUAGCCAACAUCAACAGAAAGUUUUGUAGUCCCACAGGACUCAUUCUGUACUUUAUCACACCAGCUGUCUCAGUUCCCAUCAAAGCCAACAGAAGGACCAUUAAUCAGCUCUACAAGAUCCACUAUUGUCAAGAACUUAUUUUCUUGCAGUAGUAUUUUCUCUCCUGAGAAGAGAGUUGAGCCAUGGAGUCCGUGUCGAUCCCUGCACUAGUUGCUGGCCUUAUUGAUUGUGUGGCCCAGUUAAUAAGAAUCGCUGAAGACCUGUUGCAGUUUGUAUCACAGGAGCAAGGUGCCUCUGCGCAACAAAAUGUUAGAGCAGAAGAGGCAGGAGCAAUUGCACCUCCUCCUGAGGAAGAUUCCCUACCGGAUCUUGCUGAUCUUUCCGAUUUAGAGUCAAUACUUUCAGUAAGAGAAGACGAAGAUUUGAUCCUGGAUAUGGAUGAAGCAAUGAUAGACAUGAAUGACAUAUAUGAGGAUAUACUCCCUGCAAUCAAGGAUGAUAUAGAAAGUGAGUGA
Messenger RNA from Acomys russatus (golden spiny mouse), 663 nucleotides. RefSeq names its product TRPC5 opposite strand (gene Trpc5os). The record is from RefSeq and is a predicted model, not a curated record. Lineage: Eukaryota; Metazoa; Chordata; Mammalia; Rodentia; Muridae. The transcript has a single exon. Bases 331 to 663 code for a protein of 110 amino acids.